Molecule: messenger RNA, 3703 nt
Organism: Rhipicephalus microplus (southern cattle tick)
Lineage: Eukaryota; Metazoa; Arthropoda; Arachnida; Ixodida; Ixodidae
Product: DNA mismatch repair protein Msh6
Biological process (GO): mismatch repair
Cellular component (GO): nucleus; MutSalpha complex
Molecular function (GO): ATP binding; ATP-dependent DNA damage sensor activity; mismatched DNA binding
Source: RefSeq, a predicted model, not a curated record
GCGCGCUUUUCCAGGCUUUUCUUUCUCCUCCGUGUCUUUCUCCGUGUUGGCGCUUCUGUUCGAACCUGGUCCGACGUUAUUGUGGCACGCUGACUGCCCUUCUCCGACAAGUGCUCAAUGGCGAAAAACACUCUUUUUUCAUACUUCACCAAGGUCCCAAAACACGACAGUGGUACUUCGGCGAAUGCAGAAGGUGAAAGGUCGUCGCUGGGAGCAACUGGGGUGUCCUGUCCUUACCGUCUUCAUGACCUUAUUUGGGCCAAACUGGAAGGCUAUCCCUAUUGGCCGGCCAUUGUAUCAGCACCUCCUGGGGAAGCCUCAUUUCUGAAAGAACACAGUGCACAACAAUCGGUGCACGUUAAUUUCUUUGACUCAUGCCCAUCUCGAGCAUGGGUCAAGGUAAGGCUAACCAAGCCGUUCAAAGGUGCGGCUGACCCACCUGCCCGUUCUACUGAUGCACGUUGGAUCCAUGCUGUGGCCGAGGCUGAGAAGGCACUCUCGCUGGAUCCCUCUGACCGUGCCGGCCUUCUUCCUGCAACAAAUGGCUCAGCUGCCCACAACAGCAGUGAUGAAGAGGAUCAGCAGCCAUCACCCAAGAAGCGAUGUAUUAUCUCGGACAGCAGCUCGGAGGAAGAGUUUCAUCCAGGCCAAGAUGACUUUGAAAGUGAUUCUGACUCAAUUAGCAGUGGUUUGGAUGAGGACACAAUUUCAGACCCGGCACCCGAGUCACCAGAACAAAGCCCCCCUCGCAAGCGGCCUGCCUCGAAGUUGCCUGCAGUCACCCCUAAGGUGAAGAAACCUUCUAUUGUGGCCGCUGUGACUAGUGGGACAUGGGCACAUCUCUCUUACGACUUCCUCAAAGAGGGCAAGCGCAGGGAUGCUGCUGGGCGCUUGGCCAGCCACCCGGAGUUCAAUCCACGCACACUGCUCAUCCCAGACAGUUUCAAGGCCAAGCUGACACCAGCCAUGCGUCAGUGGUGGGACAUGAAGGCAGAGCAUUUGGAUGUGGUUCUCUUCUUCAAGGUGGGCAAGUUCUACGAGCUGUACCACAUGGAUGCGGUGAUUGGAGUGGAACAGCUUGGUCUCGUCUUCAUGAAGGGUGAUUUUGCCCACUCUGGUUUUCCGGAAAUUGCUUACGGCCGCUACUCCGAGGCCCUUAUCCAGAAGGGUUACAAGGUGGCACGAGUGGAGCAGACUGAGACCCCCCAGAUGAUGGAGGAACGAUGCCGCAAAAUGCACCGUCCAAGCAAGUUUGAUCGGGUGGUCCGGCGAGAGAUAUGUCGGAUCACAUGUCUGGCAACACGAACCUUUGGACCACAGGAUGGGCAGCUGUGCAAUCCUGAGCUAUCUUACCUCUUUGCCAUUGUGCAUGGCCAGGAAUCGGCUAACACGGACUUUGGCAUCUGCUUUGUUGACACCUCCGUGGGCAAGUUUCAUCUUGGCCAGUUCAGCGAUGACUCCUUCUGCUCCAAGCUGCGCACAGCUGUGUCCCAUCAUCCACCUGCUCAGGUGCUCUAUCAGAGUGACCCCGCGCUGCCUGCUGGACUUCGUCAAGUGUUUGAGGGGCCUCUUCACUCGGUUCCUCAGCAAGCGCUCCGGCCAGGAAAGGAACUCUGGGAUGUGCCACACACUCUGCGGCGUUUGCGAGAGGGUGCCUAUUUUGGUGACAAAUACCCUGCUGUCUUGCAGUCAUUUUUAGAUCCAGCUGACUCCACGAACUUGACUCCCCAGGAGAAUGGCUGUCUUGCUCUAAAAGCCUUGGGUGCCUGUGUUUGGUACCUGUCCAAGUCUCUAAUUGAAGAAGAGGUUCUGACUAUGUGCCGCUUCGAGAAGUAUGUACCACCUCAGAGCAGUGAUACCAGGCAGGACCUGAACAACCUGAUCCUCGAUGGUGUGUGCCUGCAAAAUCUGGAGGUGGUGCGAAAUUCAUCUCGUGGCACGGAGGGAACACUGCUGGCAACGAUGGACUUCUGCUGCACCCCAUUUGGCAAACGGCUUUUCCAGCAGUGGUUGUGCUCCCCUCCAAGGCGUGUGGAUGUAAUUGAGGACCGGCAACGUGCAGUUGAUGACCUGCUGCGGUUCCCUCAUGAGGUUCAGAAGACACGUGAGCUGCUGUGCUCAUUACCCGACCUUGAGAGGCUGCUUGCCAGGAUUCACAGCCAGAGCCUUGCACGAAACAGUUCUUCCCACCCAGACCAGCGUGCAAUCCUGUACGAGGAUACAGCCUACAACAAGCGCAAGAUCGCCAAUCUCCUUCAGGCCCUUGGAGGAUUCCAAAAGGCUGCACAAGUGGCCCCCCUCUGGGCAGACGCACUGUCGUCACUGACAUCGCAUACGCUGGCCAAAUGUCUUUCAGUGGGCCCCGAGGCUGGCCAAUUUCCAGACUUGGCUGAUGCGCUCGAGUUUUUUGAGAAGGCUUUCGACCAUGAGCAAGCUCGGAAGGAGGGGCGAGUGACGCCCAUGUCUGGUGUAGAUGACGAGUAUGAUGAGGCCAUGCAAAGCGUCAAGGAAGCGAACAAGGCCCUGCAGGAAUACCUGGCCCAGCAGAGCCAGCGCUUCCGCUGUAAGGCAGCUUUCGUGGGAUCAGGCAAAAACCGCUUUCAGAUCGAAGUGCCGGAGUCAUGUGCCCGGUUUGUAGACUCCUCGUAUCAGCUGCAGGGCCAGCGCAAGGGCUACAGGCGCUACUACACUGAGGACGUGAAGCGACUUGCAGCAGAGCUGGUUUCCGCCGAAGAGGCCCAGGAAACGGCCCUCAAGGACAUCAUGCGUCGCAUCUUCGAACACUUUGACUGCAGGCGAAGCCAGUGGGAGGCCGCCAUUCACUGUGUGGCCCUGCUGGAUGGCCUGCUGUCGCUGGCUAGCUAUAGCGGCUCACUCACCGAUGCCGCCUGCACACCACGUUUUCUGUCGCACCAGUCCCAGCCGUGCCUGGUGGUCAAAUCCGGGCGCCAUCCUUGCCUGCUUGAGCACCUCGGUGCUAGCAGCCUCAUCCCAAAUGAUCUGUCUCUCGGAGGAGCCAAGGAUCCUGUGCUGACCCUUCUAACUGGACCCAACAUGGGUGGUAAAUCCACUCUCAUGCGCCAAGCUGGUCUGCUUGUAAUUAUUGCCCACAUGGGAGCUCGUGUGCCAGCAGAUGCCUGUGAAUUGACCCUCGUCGACCGCAUCUUCACUCGGUUGGGAGCUAGUGACCGAAUCACUUCUGGUGAGAGCACCUUCUUUGUCGAAGUGAACGAGACUUCAGCAAUCUUGCAGCAUGCCACCCAACACUCCUUGGUGUUGCUUGAUGAGCUUGGCCGGGGUACGUCGACGCACGAUGGCAUGGCCCUGGCGCAUGCAGUGGUCCAGGAGCUAGCAUCGACCAUCCGCUGUUGCACGUUGUUCUCGACCCAUUACCAUCACCUCGUGCAGAACUUCCGGCUCCACCCGGCAGUGCAGCUGGCACACAUGGCUUGUAUGGUGGAAGAUGAAAAUGCAGUAGACCCGACUCAGGAGACCAUUGUAUUCCUGUACAAGUGUGUGCCAGGCCCCUGCCCCAAGAGCUAUGGCUUCAAUGCUGCCAAGUUGGCAGGUGUCCCACAGCAGGUGAUCAGGACAGCCUACGAGAAAUCUAGCCGGCUUGAAAAAUGCAUCCAGGUGGCUUGCGCUUGCUGAGACGUCACCACAAUUUCUAUUCAUCUUGCAAUAAAGUGACCUGAGAAUUCAA